Wyeomyia smithii (pitcher-plant mosquito) is the source of this 5689-nucleotide messenger RNA. RefSeq names its product inositol polyphosphate-4-phosphatase type I A. Gene Ontology annotation, cellular component: cytoplasm. The transcript is spliced from 11 exons. Gene Ontology annotation, molecular function: phosphatidylinositol-3,4-bisphosphate 4-phosphatase activity. Lineage: Eukaryota; Metazoa; Arthropoda; Insecta; Diptera; Culicidae. The coding region runs from base 406 to 4524 and encodes 1372 amino acids. The record is from RefSeq and is a predicted model, not a curated record.
UUUGACAGCAGAAGUGGUAAAAGUGUCGUAAAGUGCCAGACAGAAAAGAAGAAAAAUAGGGAGCCAAAUUUUCCUGCUUCAUCGUUGAAACGGGCUGUUUUUCUCGGCAAACUAACUGUUUCCCCAGGCUGGGAAGUGUUUUGUGUUUAGUGUUCACGAUUGUGAGGUCGUAUUCUAUGUUGAGGUGUGUUUUAAAAUGAGCAAAUCGUAGAAAAAAAUCUCAGCCUUGGGAGGUAGGUUGAAAAAAAAAAAAAGAAGAUGGAUUCGCUGAGGAACGCCCAUUCUAGGGCAGCAUAAACUAGCCUUAAUCGAUACCGACGACUGUACGGAAGUUGGCCUACUUUCUGGAAGCGCUGACACGACGGUGGCAGGGAGCGGCGAUCACCUGCCUGGAUUGGCGACGGGAUGAGAUUCAACAAACAGGAACUGAUUACUUUGGCCACACAACCGAGCAACAAGUUCGACAAGGAGGGACCGCUUUACGUGACGGAAAAGCAGGAAGGAUUCUUCCGGAAAACUGAAGGCGAAGAGGGCAUUAAUAGCAACCAAAUCGGCGCCAGUAAGAAUCAUCCGAAGCGCAAUAAAUCGCUCAGUUGCAUUGGUGGUACCACGAAAGUAAGCCUCGAAAAGUGGUGCCGGCUUCGGGGCAAUUUGCUGUUCUACUUCAAAUCGAACGAUCCGUUCUCCGAGCCGCAGGGAUGCAUCGUGCUGGAAAAGUACAGCUGCGUUAAGCACGGCGAUCAGAAGGAAUACGACGGAUACGUGUUCUAUCUGGAAUUUGAGGACGGAUUACGGCAGCGCUUUGCCGCCAACACCGACCUAGAGCGGUUGGAAUGGAUUCAGGCCAUCGGGCUGGCCGGUUACGACGUCAAACGGGCCCAGCUGAAGUUUCUGCGCGAGCAGAUUGACAAAAAGCGUGGUCUAGUGCAUGACGUGGACGUUGACAUGCUGCGGCUCCAAACCGGCAAAGAGAUAGAUCUUGCCGAAAUCCCGAUCUGCGAGUCUGCCAUCUCCUGUGACAACUUGCUGUGCGAUGGAAACGGUAAGCCACCGAACCCGUCUGUGGUAGUCCAGGUGACAUCGAGCAGCCGUGCGGCCAGUGGCUGGGUGAAGUACGGCCGAACAGAAGUGAUCGAGCGCAGCUCGAAUCCCGUGUUUAUCUGCACUAUAACUUUUCGCGCUGGCGAUGGAUUGAACGCAAAAUCCUUGAUCCGCUUCACGGCAUACGACGUGCGGGAAAAGGUCACACAGACGGCCGUUCCUAUCGGAUGGGCCGAGGUAGCUUUGGGAGUAAUUACCGAUACGUCACGGUUGAGAAUUCCGCUGCGCACACAGAGUCCGUGUGGUGGGAAUGCCGGCUUUAUCACCAUUGCAAGUUGCGCACCGGACCUGGAGAAGCGAACGCCUCGUUCACCGGCCAAAGUACACGAACAGCACCAGCAGCAGCAUGCGAUCGGACAUCGGCGCUCGCAGUCGCUGCCACCCAAGCUGGGCGUGAAGCUGUUCAUUCCGCCGGCCUCCAAGGUGUCGCUGAUGUUCACCAAUCCUAGUAUCCAUACCUACCGGCUUCACUCCGGUCUUGGUGGGGACAUCAGCGUGCAGGAGAUAAUGCUCGAAAGUCAGUUGUGCUACAUUAUCCCUCAGCAGUUACUGUCAAUUUGGAUCUCCCGCGAGAAGGAAUUGCUGCAGGAGAUCUCUGGCAUGGGUGAACUGGGUGGCGACUGGCGGCACCGCCAGAUGGAGCUGCUCGAUAAGCACCUGAAGCUGCUGAAGGAUUACUCUCAGGCGAAGCAAUUUCUUGCCCAGCAGCAGCAGCAGGGCAAGUACUUCAAGGCGAGUUGCAAGAAAAAGGACGAAACGUUGGAGUUUGCUCCGGUGAAUCUGCAUUUGCAGCGCAUGUGGGCUCACAACGACACCCUCAAGCGAGCCGGUGUGCUGGACGUUACGACGGUGGGUGCGUUCACGCGUCACGCUGGAAAGUCCAAAACCGGGGGGCUGCUGAAGCUGCUGCAGCAGAUUAACGACGCGGCUGCCAAGGAUAAUGGGCAGAGUAGCCAACGGGUAGCCGCGGCUAACGAUGCCGUGCAGGCCAUCAAGCAGCUGCGAAAGGAGAUUGUGGAGAUCAUGUCCCAGCUUCUGUAUCUAGCGAAAUCAAAAAAUCCCAAAGGGAUGCUUCCACUGUGCAACGGAAUGAUGACCAAAACGCGAGCUUUACUCAACAUUUGGGAGCCGACGCUGGUGGAGGAAGCGUUUAGCUUCAUCGAGCGGCACCGGAUAAUCGACGAACAGCAAACGCAGCAAACGGUUGGAGGAGAGGGUGCGAUCGGUUCCGUUUCGAUGUCACCCUUCCGGAAAAUAACCCAACAGUUGGGUGCGCUCGAUUUGAAAAGCCCCGAACUGGAGGACUUCUCCACGCCGAUGGGACCCGCUCCGGAUCUGUGGCCCCAGGUGAGAACCAGCAAAUCUGGUGUACUGGGAGCGUUUGGAAACAGCACAAAAACUAAAUCGCCUUCUUCGGUUGACAUCAGUGCCAUUGCCACCAUCCAGAGCACCUUCAAUCAGAUGAGCAAAAGUAAAUCAAAAGAGUAUUUGAUGUCCUGUUCGCUGCCAGCUGCUUGCUACUUGCCAACGGAACAACCUGGCGCGAGAAAGGCCACUCCGACUGAUCAGAGUGCUUCGGAUGAUCUGAAAUUUAGCGAAACUCAUUUCGAUGUUAAUGGCGAAGUGACAACGUCCGCCCCGGAAUGCUCGGUCAAGUCUCCCGAGGCGGAGGCGGAAAAAGGUGAGGAAGCUUUACAGGCGUUGUCCCGGUUGGCACUUUCCGCGAAUCAAUUGUUGGAGAAUAAAAACAAGUUGCUCUCGAAUCUGUACGAUGAAAAUGGGUAUCUGAUCGAGAACACUGCCAUCGUUCUAGGCCAUAAUGGAGCUUUCCUCGAUACCAAGGUGAUGAGCUUGAGUCCGUCGGCUAAUUAUUACCGUCCGACGGAGGAACCGGAACCGCUAGAUCUGACCCAGCUGAACAUUGAGGCCAGUGUUAUGUGUUUGGUCAGUAAGGUUAAGUUUCUUUGUGGGCGCUGUGGAAGUCCGGCAGUACGGUUGAGACAGCCGAAGUCUUCACGCGUGGUACCGUUCGGGACGAUCCCGCCGGAUGUUGUGACUAGCCAGCCACUUUCGUUGCCAUGCGCUGGUGAAGGUUUGGAAGCUCAAGAUUGCGGCUCGUCGUCGUCCGCUUCGCUGGGAAAUGUUCUCCCGAAGGAUCUUCUACCGGGAACGUCUGGGAAGCCACCUCUCUGCAGCAAAGAUCUGAACCUGGCGCUGACGCAGGCCGUUGGUGAGGUCACUCGAAAGGUUAAGAAGGGUAACAAGUUUACGGACGGAUUGGAUCUAUCGUUAACCACCGAUUGGGCUUCCGAGCUGCGGCCAUCGAUGAAAAAAUUGCGCCAGGCUAUGGAUGGGUUGCUGAAAACGGCACGGCUUAUGCAUUCCGUGCAACGGCUGCAGCAGGAUAUGAAAAAGAACUCCACCGUACUGGCCGUUAUGUAUCGGAGAGAUGUUUGCUUCUCGCAAGCUCUGACGGCGCUUGUUUCGGCGCUGAUGGCCAAACUGUGGGGACAGAAUGUGACUGAGAAUUAUAUCAGCUUACUUUGCAGCUUGGGUCCUUUAGCAUGCUUUGAAGGGCUUCUAUCGCUGUACGGAGGGGAAACGGAUAUGUGGGGCGAUAUGAGCGUCGCCGUUGGCGACUUGGCAACGGUGAGUUUCACUCUGGUUCGUAGUAAUAUUCAGCGAGAUUCCAAGGCCUCCCCGUUGCCAAGGGUGGUUGGAUCGAGACAAGCGCUGUCCGUUCUACUGCCCGUGCCGGAGUCCGUUUUCUGUCAUUUGCCCACGAAGGAGAGUGUCAGUUUUAAGGUCACUCCGGUUUUCUUCAACAUUGGCAUUAACGAAAAGGCAACUUUGGCGGAAACGUUGGGCUACACGAAGGAACAGCACCGGUCCAACUGGGACAACUAUGACCGACUGAAGCAGUACCACAUCCGGUACAAGAAAAUACCCUUCAACUUCAUCAAUCCUUCCUGUUCGGCUGCACUGGAUACUCCGACCAAAACGGGUCUUAUUACGACACCUCAGAAGGAGGUUCUUGUUCCCGAGCGGUCGGUAGUAAGUCUGCUGAACGAAAUGGAAGAUCAGCUAAGGGUGAAUUGUUCGAAAAAUUACCGUAUUCUUACACUGGCCGAGGAUAUUACUCGCUCGGUGCAGGGUCUGCGAUUUACCUCGUGUAAGAGUGCGAAGGAUCGGACGUCGAUGGCCGUUACGAUGGAGCAGUGUCGGGUGUUGCAGCAGGAGUUCCAUCUAUCCGCCGGAAAUGUGCAGAAUGUGCUGGAUACGAUGCGGAGUGAGGGCACCCGUUCGGAUAAUACGAUGAAAAAUAUUGGCCUUCGGAAGUAUGCCUUCAAUCUGCCCCAGGUUCUGUCACUACCGCAGGCAUAUCGUCCUCCGGCUGGUGCCUACGGAAAGGCCCAGUCCUAAGAGUGAAACCCCUCGUUUUUCACUGUGUCAAUUCCCAGCUGAUUUUUCAACCCAGUAGCCACAAGGGACAGGCCUGUUUUGUACGUAUAUUUGUUCAUAACAUUACCUUUACCGAGAGGAAGAAAAGGAUAUAAUCUAUGUGUUUACUAACACCGUUUUUAUUAGGUCACUAACAGAAGCAAAAUUGGCAGUUGUAAACUUAAGUACUAAUCGUUGUUGAUGUUCAUGAAACGUUUGCCUAUUUAUUACUGUACCCUUAGUAUAGCCUCUCCCUUCAGUUGAGUUGCUUCAACUUCGAUUGGCUAUUAAUAUAUCCUAUAGGAAACCUAUUCUAACAGACUGACAUUGUUGAAGUAUUAAACAGAAGGAGUAAUUUACUGCUUACACAAGAUGACGAGACACGGACGGCCGACCAUUUACUUAUUCCCGAAUAACAAUCGAAUCAUUAUGCCAAACUUUUUAUAGUCAAUCGUUCCACAUACCAAAACUUUAAACGACCCGAAACCCGUACUAAGCCUUGUCACCUCCCUUGUGCAAGACUGUAACAGACAGUUUAAACAUAACAGCAGACUUUGAAUCUAAUCCAAUAAACCGUAUAAAUGUUAUACACUAACUUCUACCACAGACUUAACCAAAAAAAAAAAAAAGGAAGCAUCAAAUUACUACUACUAAUCAACCGAUAGACUUUUGGAAUGCAUACAUAGUCACUUAGCUAGAACUGUUCCAUUUUUCGUACGUGUACUAACCGCGUAAGCCCUUUUAGUAUCGUUAUGCUCCCGAAAGCGCAUGUGCCAAAUUUUGUUCCGCUGCUUAGGGUUUCCGGCAGGCAAGUCAGAGUCAGACUCCACAUUCAGGGUUAGUUAGGCUAUCGCUUGCUGUUUCUUUAGUACCCGUCCCUCUUACCUUUUCUGAUAAUAACCUAAACAGAGAGUGUUGUUUAUUAAUACGCACACAUCAAAAUUGGGACAAAUAAUUAUACCACUAAACUUUAGCCUUUAUUACACACCCACGCUACAUUUUAGCAAAGCGUCAGCAAAACAAACAAAUAUUCUGAAAAAAUUCUGAUUAUCCAAAAUUGUCAUUUGCGAAAAUUGCGGACACAGCGAAGCAUUCGAAACCUGUAAUACCGGACUCGAGUUAAUAAUAAAAGUGAAAAUUCACAAUA